Messenger RNA from Blepharisma stoltei, 1094 nucleotides. The record is from the annotation of a GenBank genome assembly. NCBI's taxonomy places the organism in Eukaryota, Ciliophora, Heterotrichea, Heterotrichida, Blepharismidae.
AUGUUUUGUCCUUUUUAUUUCAUAAUAAUAAAAUGGCUCAGUGCGGAAUUAGUUCCGAGAACUAUUCCUUCCUUCACUCUAAUUAUUAUAGGGUUCAGUUUUCCACGUGGGCUUUUAUCCGCAACACCAAUAUGGAAUACCGCAUAGGGUAUUUCUUUGGUCCAGGAUACUAGGAGCACCUGGUUUUGCUGCUUGACAAACCUGAGGAGGGUGACCCUUAGGCGGAACACGAGGAGUCAAGUUCGAGCGAGGCCAACGCGGCCAGUGCGGACCUUCUGGCCUGACAAGUGAAGUCUUCUAGAAUGCCUACAUAUAGGGAGGAUCGCUGCUGACGUCACUAGUUGGGAUUUAAAAGGGUGGGCUAUGCAUGCCUAAAUCACCCUGCGGAAGAGGGAAGACACUUUUUUAAACACCUAAGUAAGUAAGUAAGUAAGUAAGUCCUUUUUAUUUCAAAAUUUCUCUGUUCGAUAAAGUGGCUAGGUUUAUCUUGAAUAUAGAUGAGCCUCAAGGCACUGAGCUUCGAGAAACCAAAGGACCCCCAAGAUUUACAGUAAAAAUCGAUGAAAACUUAUCAAGCUCUAAUGUGAAAAUUGAUGAGUAAAAUUUUAUAUAGACAACGCAUUGGACAACAUAGGAUGACGUUUUUAAUUUCAGGGAAUGGGAAAGCUUUAGCAAAUUCUCAGCUAAUUCAGGACAAGGCAUAUUUUGAAGUAAAAGUGAUUAAACCUGGAAAUAUUGGAAUUGGUGUCUCGAAAAACACAAAAAACCAUCUAAAUGAAGGGGUAGGCCAAGACCAAGAAUCGUGGGGAGUACUUUUUACAAGCAGAGACGGGCCAAGUAUAUAUAAAGUUGCCCAAGGCACUGUGAUUGGAUGCUUGUUUGAUCAAAGUGAUGUCCCAGCAAUGAUAAGCUUCACUAAAGAUGAUAGGCCAAUUGAUGGGGCGAAGGUGUCAGGGAUGAAAGGAUCUGUCGUGCCUGCAAUAAGUGUUAGUGGAGGUGCUGAAAUUGAAGUAAUUUUUGAUUCUCAACUAUUAGAAUACAACCCCCCUUCAGGGUUUAGUCCUAUCAUUUUCUCACAGAAUUUCAUGUUUUAG